Molecule: messenger RNA, 762 nt
Organism: Plasmodium gallinaceum
Lineage: Eukaryota; Apicomplexa; Aconoidasida; Haemosporida; Plasmodiidae
Product: proteasome subunit alpha type-3, putative
Exons: 2
Coding region: 1-762 (253 amino acids)
Biological process (GO): ubiquitin-dependent protein catabolic process
Cellular component (GO): proteasome core complex, alpha-subunit complex; nucleus; proteasome core complex
Source: RefSeq, a predicted model, not a curated record
AUGGCAGGAUUAAGUGCAGGGUAUGAUUUAUCAGUAUCUACUUUUUCACCAGAUGGGAGGCUAUAUCAAGUUGAAUAUAUCUAUAAAUCGAUAAAUAAUAAUAAUACAGCUUUAAGUUUAGAAUGUAAAGAUGGAAUAAUAAGUUGUUGUAUUAAUUCAAAUUUAGAUAAAAAUAAAAUGAUUAAGAAAAAUAGUUAUAAUAGAUUAUAUCACAUUAAUAACAACAUUAUAAUUACAUAUGCAGGAUUAGAUGGAGAUGCAAGAAAUAUAAUAGAUAGAGCAAAAAGUGAAGCUAAUAACUAUUAUUAUAAUUUUCAUACAAAUAUACCAUUACAUAUUUUAGCUAAUAGAAUUUCUUUAUAUAUUCACGCAUAUACAUUAUAUUGGCAUUUAAGGCCAUUCGCUUUAUCAAUUAUUCUAGCUUCAUUUGAUAAAAAUGAAAAAGGUGAAAUAUACUGCAUAGAACCAAAUGGGGCAUGUUAUAAAUACUCAGGAGUAGUUAUAGGAAAGAAUAAAGAAAUGUUUAAAACAGAGAUUGAAAAAAAAAAUUACAAAAACAUAAAUGUAAAAGAUGCUUUAGUCGAUAUUUAUAAAAUUAUAUUAACUAGUGAUGAUCAUAUUAAUAAAGAUAAUUUAUCAAAUUUAGUUAAUUUAUCAUGGAUAUGUGAAGAGUCUUCAUAUGAAUUUCAAAAUAUAGAGGAAAGUAUAUUAGAAAACGCAAUGAAAAUAGCUUUAGAAUAUGUAGAACAAUUAAAUCAAUAA